Molecule: messenger RNA, 2033 nt
Organism: Anolis sagrei ordinatus
Lineage: Eukaryota; Metazoa; Chordata; Lepidosauria; Squamata; Anolidae
Source: RefSeq, a predicted model, not a curated record
UUGGAGACAUCCGAGCUAUCUUUACAUCUCUUGCUUACUAAUCUGGUAUUCCAUCUGGUGUCUGUGGACAGACCAUAAAGAAAGAAUAACUAAGGAGCAAUAACAAUGGAAAAUCUCAUCACAGGGUGUUAGCUAUUAGGACACAGUGUGGUGGCAAAUCUUCAUCUUUGAAAAUCUCAUCCGUUGCUGGCUGGACUGAUCUUCUCCAUGGCCAAGUGAGACUUUUCCACUGUGCUUGUUGGAAGGCUAGCAUCUCAACUUUUUCUCCAUGCUGACAUCUUGGUGUUCUUCUGAUUUGUUCCUUGGCUCACCCACAUUUUCCAUUUCCACAUACUGCCGGGUGUUGCACCACAGACGUUCCAAUGAAGGCAUUUCAAUUGCCAAUUUUCCCAGCUUGUCACACCAGACAGUGUGAGAACUGCACAUUUCAGCAACAUUUUUCAUGUGUUCAUGAUUUCAUCCAACCUAGGUUGGGAACAAACAUUGGCUACCAGAGCUAUCAUCAUCAUGGGCCUUGGGGAUGUCAAAGAUCACAGCUGUCACCCAAAAAAGCAAGAUGCUUAGAACCAUGGAAGAUUGCACUCAUUGUUUUGGCCAUUGUUUUUGUAGCAGCGAUCAUCGGCUUCCUAUUAUUUUUUUUGCAAAAUGAUCAAAGGAUGUUCUACUACAAUGGCAACUUCAAAGUCGGUGGUGUCCAAUACAAUAAUGCUUUAGCAAGACAGUCCUCAGAUGACUUCAGAGAUGUAGGAAUUUGGAUUGAAAAACUGAUGCACGAAACAUUUCACAAUUCUGUAUUAAGGCAUAAAUACAGAGGCUCACGGCUUGUCAGGGUGAGCCCAGACACAGGUGGAGUGAUUGCACAAGUCGUGCUCAUGUUCCUCUUCUCCUCAAGUGAUGAUAAAAUGGUGCAUCGGUCAACAAUCAACAGGGUUUUACGGCAGAGGUUGAAAAUGUAUCCUGGGUCUACUCGAAUUGACCUCUCCACUUCCUCCCUCUCAGCUUCGGUGGUCUUGGGGUUAACGUUAGACUCUCGGCAGCUAACAGUGCUGGAAGACUUCAUCAUCCAUGCUGAGACUGCCCUGACAGGAGUAGCUCAGGACUUCAUGGCCUCCAUGACAACCACAGAUAUAAAGCAACAAACAGCUGAAACUAUCCUCAAUGGCUUCUGUGGGCUUCGAUACAACAAAUCAGUAGGCACAUCAAGAAUAACUGGAGGACAAGCUACUUCAAGGUCUGGAGAAUGGCCGUGGCAAGUCAGUCUCCAGCGAGCUACUCUCCAUCGUUGUGGUGCGACACUGAUCAGUAACACAUGGCUUCUGUCAGCAGCUCACUGUUUUAGAGAGGCAAGAGAUCCACGUAAAUGGACUGUGACAUUUGGAACCUAUUUAAAGCCUCCUCUAAUGAUACGGCGUGUCAAGAGCAUAAUUGUUCAUGAAAAGUACAAAUACCCUGCCCAUGAAUAUGAUAUUGCUGUUUUGCAGCUAGCUAGACGUGUGGAGUUUACAACAGCUGUUCAUCAGGUUUGCCUUCCAGAUGCAAGUGAUGUUUUCCCAUACAAUAUAGAUGCCGUUAUUACAGGAUGGGGAGCAGUUAGUAAUGAUGGUAAAACCCCCAACAUUCUUCAGGAAGCAACUGUAAAAUUGAUAGACUCGGACACUUGCAAUCGGAAAGAAGUGUACAGUGGGGCUAUAACUCCUGGAAUGCUGUGUGCCGGGUACCUGGAAGGAGGAGUAGAUUCCUGCCAAGGCGAUUCCGGUGGUCCAUUGGUUGUCCCUGAUAUAAGAAACAUGUGGUAUCUUGCUGGCAUAGUGAGCUGGGGUGAUGAAUGCGGAAAGCCAAAUAAGCCUGGAGUCUACACACGAGUAACGUACUUUCGCGACUGGAUUACUCAACAAACUGGGCUCUGAUGCAAGCGUCUGUUUUACAUUAUAAAUACACGUAGUAUGCAGGUCAUACUGGUCUGUAUCUUGCACAGAAGCACAAUGUGUGCGUAUGUAAGAGAGAGAUUGUGAGAGAGACUGUGUGAGUGAGCA